Oldenlandia corymbosa var. corymbosa is the source of this 678-nucleotide messenger RNA. The record is from the annotation of a GenBank genome assembly. Lineage: Eukaryota; Viridiplantae; Streptophyta; Magnoliopsida; Gentianales; Rubiaceae.
AUGAUUGGUCACUCGGCAAAGACUUGUCGCCACAGCAAAGCGUUCACUAAGGCAGAAGCUAUAUCAAAGAAAACAGAAAAGGUAAUGGAAACGAAGAAAACAGGAAACAAGGUACCAAAUAAGCCAACGGGGCAAUCAGGUAAUGGAAAUUGGAAACAAAAGGAAACUCCAAUUACAAUCUUAGAAAAGGUAAUCCAGACGGGGAAUGAACCAUCAUCUUCGGGUCUAACUCUGAAAGAAAAGCAAACAAUACCGAUUGAUGUGGAAAGCCUCAGCCCGAAUCCUCAGAAUACAAGCUUAACACAGAGGAGGAUAUCAAAGGAACAUCUCAGUGCAAUCUUAGAGAAGAGUUCAAAAAAGCUCAAUCCGGUGGAAUCUUGGAAAAAUGGAGAUGUGGAUCAUGUUACAGUCCAGGAAGAAAAUUCAAAACAGCAUGCUGUUUCUAAACAGCAUGUUGUCUCCAUCCAAACAGAAAAUCGUAAUUCACCGCUGAAAUUAUCGGACAGUUUUGAUGUUCUCGCAGAACUGACUGGGAAUGAUGAGCCAAUUAAUGAUCUUGGCGCUAAUAAUGAAAACAAAAAUGAAGAAGACGAUGAAGUGGCAGAGAUUGAGUUGGAAAAUCUGGAAAAAAAAAAAUCUUGUAACAGGAACACUUCUAGAGCAUCAAGUUUGCGAUGA